This is a messenger RNA of Sardina pilchardus (European sardine), 1792 nucleotides long. RefSeq names its product cholinergic receptor, nicotinic, alpha 11 (gene chrna11). Gene Ontology annotation, molecular function: acetylcholine-gated monoatomic cation-selective channel activity; acetylcholine receptor activity; acetylcholine binding. Bases 1 to 1782 code for a protein of 593 amino acids. Gene Ontology annotation, cellular component: acetylcholine-gated channel complex; plasma membrane; postsynaptic membrane. The record is from RefSeq and is a predicted model, not a curated record. Lineage: Eukaryota; Metazoa; Chordata; Actinopteri; Clupeiformes; Clupeidae. The transcript has 12 exons. Gene Ontology annotation, biological process: synaptic transmission, cholinergic; nervous system process; regulation of membrane potential.
AUGUGGCGCUCUCUGGCUCUGCUUCUGCUUGGAUUCUCAGCACUGGUGCAGGUGUCUGUGCAGGGCCCGUACCAGAGGACUCUGCUGAAGAACCUGCUGAAGGACUACAACCGCAUGGAGCGGCCGGUGGCCAACGACUCGCUCCCGCUGACCGUGGUGCUGUCUAUGAGCCUGGUGCAGAUUAUGGACGUGGAUGAGAAGAACCAGGUCCUCACCACCAACAUAUGGUUAAAUAUGAAAUGGUUCGACCACUACCUAAAGUGGAACCAGACGGAGUAUCCGGGUGUGAAGAACCUGAGGUUCACCACAGAUCAGGUGUGGACACCUGACAUCCUGCUCUAUAACAGUGCUGAUGAUAAAUUCGACUCCAUGUUCAAGACCAACGUGCUCUGCAACUCCAGCGGCUUCUGUGAAUACCUGCCUCCAGGAAUUUUCAUGAGCACCUGUAAUGUCGACGUGCGCUGGUUCCCCUUCGACAUCCAGAAGUGCGAGCUCAAGUUCGGCUCGUGGACGUUUGACGGCUGGCUACUGGACCUACAGAUGACCGACGCCGACAUCUCCGGAUACAUGCCCAACGGGGAGUGGGACCUUGUGGGCGUACCGGGCACCAGGAACGAGGUGUUCUACGACUGCUGCAAGGAGCCGUAUCCAGACGUAACGUUCGUAGUGACCAUCCGGCGGCGGACGCUGUACUACGCGCUGAACCUGCUCAUCCCCUGCAUGCUCCUGUCCUCCAUGACCCUGCUGACCUUCCUGCUGCCCGCAGACUCCGGGGAGAAGAUCUCUUUGGGUAUCACUGUCCUUCUCUCUCUGACCGUGUUCAUGCUCUUGGUGGCAGAGAUUAUGCCAGCCACUUCAGACUCCAUUCCUUUAAUAGGGCAGUACUUUGCCAGUAUAAUGAUCAUUGUGGGGAUGUCCGUCAUCGCUACCACGGUGGUUCUACAGUAUCACCACCAUGACCCGACUGGGGGUUCCAUGCCCAAGUGGGUGCAGUUGGUACUGCUGCAGUGGGUGGCAUGGUUUCUGCGUAUGAAGCGCCCCGGCGAGGGCGACGACAUCGAGCGCCCGCCGUGCGCGCCCCACCUCCGCCGCUGCUCCUCGGGCUCCCAGAGCGGCAGCUUGCCCAACGCCGCGCCCGGCUCCUCGGCCCAGCAGCACCACCACCACUCGCCGCACCCGCUCCUGCCGCUGCACCCCCAGAACCUCCUGGUGGGGGCGCCGUCGCACCUGCACGCCCAGAGCAGCACCAACAACAACGCCGGCCUGCUCUACAUCGGCUUCCCCAGCCUGGACGAGCCGGCCUCCUCCCCCCCGCUCACCGAGCCCCUCUCCCGGGGAGGAGUCCCCACGGGGCCCCGGCCCACCCCGGGGGGGAACAGCACCACGGCGGCCAGCCCGCCCCCGCACCUCCCCUCCCAGUUCUGCGGCCCCCCUCCGCCCGCGCCCAGCCUGGAGACCCCCGGCUGCGCGAGCAGCGCCUCCAGCAGCGGCGUGGGGGGAGGCGGGGGCGCCGGCGGCGGGGGCUGCUGCUCGUGCUCGGGGGCCAGCGGUGCCGGCGGCGACCCCCAGCUCCAGGCCAUCCUGGACGAGGUGCGCUACAUGGCCGACCACUUCCGCACGCAGGAGGAGAACGACGGCGUGUCGGACCAGUGGAAGUUCGCCGGCGCCGUCAUCGACCGCCUCUGCCUGGUGGCCUUCAGCGUCUUCAACAUCAUCUGCACCAUCUCCAUCCUCAUGUCCGCGCCCAACUUCGUGGAGGCCGUCUCCAAGGACUUCAUCUGAACGACGGACC